CGCGCAUUGAUACAUAAGGAAAGGAAACUCCCUUCCCGUCUGAGCGCGACCCCCAACCGGACAGAGCGAUCCAGUUCCACUCCGAUCGAGAUCCCGUGAAAGUGGUGAAAAGUGCUUAUUUAUUUGGCUUCUUGGAUUCCGUGAGGUUUCAAAAUGGCAUCUGGUGUGACUGUAGCAGACGCCUGCAAGACGACGUACGAGGAAAUAAAGAAGGACAAGAAACAUCGGUAUGUAAUCUUCCAUAUCAAAGAUGAGAAGCAGAUCGACGUAGAAGUGAUUGCACCCCGAGAAGCAACCUACGAUGCUUUCCUCGAAGAUCUUCAAAAGGGCGGUCCUGAAGAAUGCCGUUAUGGUCUAUUCGAUUUUGAAUAUACCCAUCAAUGUCAGGGAACCUCAGAGGCUUCCAAGAAACAAAAACUUUUCCUGAUGUCGUGGUGCCCCGAUACUGCUAGAGUUAAGAAGAAGAUGUUGUACUCUAGCUCAUUUGACGCCCUGAAAAAGUCUUUGGUUGGUGUGCACAAGUCUGUUCAAGCAACGGACCUAGCAGAAGCAUCCGAAGAGGCCGUUGAAGAGAAACUUCGAGCCAAUGACCGGAAUUAAAAAGACUAAUUCCAAUAACCCAAAAAAUAAUAAUUAUUAUUAAAUAAAGAAGAAACAAAAAAAUCCCUUACCCCAUAUAUCGCUCUGUACUCUACCAUCAAACGUUUCAGGGGUUCACCUUUUACAUAUUAUUCACUCUUCAACCAAUUAUUAUUGGAUAUCAUGCUACAUACAUUUAUUAUUCAGCAAGAGGGGAGGGGGGGAUGUGAAGGAUUGAUUGAUGGGUACAGGCUUCGAUUGAUUACAAGGAAGGGCGUAGCAAACGAGUGGAAACAUUUUUUUUCAUAUUGUGAACGUUGUGUGAAUCUGUCUGAUAUACAUAAUAAUAAUAAUAUUAAUUAAUAUUCUGCUAUUACAAUUAAAGAUAAUGUAAUAAUUAUUAUUAUUGAGUUAUGAAAAGCAGUCAAGAAGAAAAAAAAAAAUUAAAAAAGGGGGGGAAGAAAAUGUAUGCAACAUUUAAAGAGGAAAAAAAAAAAUUGACUCAACAAAUCAAUUGAACUGCAGUAAGCGUAAUUGACAAGAAUGUUUCGUUUUUGUCACAGGCUGUAUAAUGUUUAAAUUAAACUCAUUUCAUAAUGA
Diprion similis is the source of this 1179-nucleotide messenger RNA. RefSeq names its product cofilin/actin-depolymerizing factor homolog (gene tsr). The record is from RefSeq and is a predicted model, not a curated record. Gene Ontology annotation, cellular component: actin cortical patch; actin cytoskeleton; cytoplasm. Gene Ontology annotation, molecular function: actin filament binding. Bases 154 to 600 code for a protein of 148 amino acids. NCBI's taxonomy places the organism in Eukaryota, Metazoa, Arthropoda, Insecta, Hymenoptera, Diprionidae. The transcript has 3 exons. Gene Ontology annotation, biological process: cell motility; actin filament severing; actin filament fragmentation.